AUGAACGACAACCAGGACCAAAGAUCACAUCUCCCACCUUCCCCAUUGUCACAGCCGUUGACAGCAAAUGGAAGAGACUCCGAUACUCCCAAACCUAAUCCUUAUUACAAACGGUUGAACACACCUCUAAAUACCAGACCUGCUUCUCCAUACACAUUAAAUCCCCCAAUAGAUUCGGACGGGCUUUCAUGGCCUUCCCUGGGUGCAAGAGGGCGGAUUGAAUCCAACGAAGAGGAGGCCAAAGCCAGAGAGGAUAGAAUAGCAGAGGCCGUCAAGACGAUAUUGACUGAACUUGGAGAAGAUGUAAACCGCGAGGGUCUGCUUGAGACUCCUCACCGGUAUGCAAGAGCCAUGCUUUUUUUCACAAAAGGCUAUGAGGAGAAUAUAAAGGAUGUUAUCAAACGUGCUGUUUUCGAGGAAGACCACGAUGAAAUGGUGAUAGUCAAAGAUAUUGAAAUUUACUCGCUAUGUGAACACCACCUAGUUCCGUUCUUCGGCAAAGUCCACAUUGGAUACAUUCCUAACAAGAAAGUUUUAGGGUUGAGCAAGCUUGCAAGACUGGCUGAAAUGUACGCUAGACGAUUCCAAGUCCAAGAAAGACUGACUAAGCAAAUAGCUAUUGCCUUGAGUGAAAUUCUUCAGCCAAGGGGAGUUGCGGUGGUUAUAGAAGCCACACAUAUGUGCAUGGUGAGUCGUGGAGUGCAGAAAAGUGGAGCCAUCACUUCCACCAGUUGCAUGUUGGGAUGUUUCCGCGCCCAGCAGAAGACCCGAGAUGAGUUUCUUACACUUUUAGGAAGAAGGUAAAUUUUGAUCGAUUAUAUUAUAUGCGGUAAUGUACACCCUUCAUUUCUUUUUUUUGGAAAGACUGGAGCCGAUAGUUAUGUUCACCUUCGGAGGAACCGGAAAUCCAAACGACUUGCCAACUUUCACCAAGUCAAGCUUAUCAACCUGAUACACCGUCUUGAGAUGGUGAGAGGCAUAAGCCUGUAAAUAUGCUCGGUACCCAUCUUUAGCAGAUUGAUGGAGCCAGUAGUUGUUCUUCACAAGCUGCUCCAAUUGAGAUUGCACGUUGGCAAUUUUGUUGGCUGGGAAUUCGUACUCAUUGAGAGGAACUUUGGCCGCUUUCAGAUAUCUCAGGAAUCCUAGCUCUGAAGGAGUCAAAAACAUCAGCGAUUUACCCUUUCCUUUGCUUCCUCUAGCAGUCCGACCAACACGAUGGAUGUAGUCACGGGGAUCAUCAGGUGGAUCGAAUUGAAUGAUCCAGUCGACCUCCGGAAUAUCAAGGCCUCUAGCAGCCACAUCCGUGCAGAUCAAAAUUCCCUGUUUGGCAUUGCAAAACUCGAAGAACGUGUUGGUGCGCUUUUGCUGCUUCUGCUUCCCGUGGAGAUCCAAGACUGGUAAAUCAAUAUAAUUCAGAAGCUCACUGUAAUAUUUCACACAGUUACAAGACGACAGGAAGACAAUAACCUUCUUUUUGAGGUUCCGCUUGAGGAAUGAAAACAAGAGCAGGAACCUUUUGUCGCUGUCGCAAACGACGUAUCCCUGUUCCAGCCCGUCGGCAGUAGAAGUCUCUCUAUCUUGGUGAACGUUGAUGUAUAAAGGAGCCUUGUUGAGAGACACUCUAGCCAAAUCCUCAACCUUGGUUGUCUGUGUUGCAGAAAACAGCAUGGAUUGCCUUUUUUCGUUAGGUAAGAUCUUCACUAUUUGCUUCAUUUCAUCCUCAAAUCCUAUUUCCAGAAUUCUGUCUGCUUCGUCUAUAAUCAAUGUCUUCAAGUUCUUAAAGAUAAAUCCCUUCGUAUUUUGCAAGUGAUCCAGCAAUCUACCUGGAGUGGCAAUGAUCAAAUUCACACCUUUUGCCAAUUUUUCAGCUUCUUGACGUCUAUUUGCACCACCAAUAAGAAUUCCCAGAGUCUGAGAGUGGUGUGCCAUUAGUUCACGAGCCACACCAAAGAUCUGGAGAGCCAACUCUCUAGUUGGUGUAAUGACAAUGGCACCUGCUCCGUUACGAGGCUUGAACUUGAGCGAGUACAACAACUCAAUGGCAGGAAUCAAAAAAGCCAAAGUCUUACCGGAACCUGUCUUGGCAGCUCCAAGCACGUCUUUUCCGGCCAGAAGUGGGGGAAUGGUUCUCGCUUGAACCUCAGUCAUCUUUGUGAAUCCCAUUUCUUGUAUUCCCUUCAUCGUUGGUUCAGACAGAUGAAGAUCGGCAAAAUCUUCAGGGUUUUCUUUAAUUUGUGGUCUGCCAGAACGAUCAGAUUCUUCCUCUCUUUCUUCUUCCUCCUCUUCUUCUUCUGCUUCCUCUUCCUCUUCUUCUUCUUCCACUUCAUCUUCUUCCUCUUCUUCAGACUCACUGUCGUGGACGUUUGACUUCUUGUCCUCUUGUUCCUUCUCGCUUUCGCUGUCUUUCUCUAGAAGAGCCUCAACAUCAUUAUACUCGUUAUUAAUCUCAUUAACAAGAGAAUCAGUGUUUUCCUCAAUUUUCUCUUUCUCCACGCGUUGUCUUUUGGACUGUUGGGGGUUCUUAGCCACCUUUCCGUGAGAAC
Messenger RNA from Ogataea polymorpha, 2543 nucleotides. RefSeq lists its product as uncharacterized. Gene Ontology annotation, cellular component: cytoplasm. Gene Ontology annotation, molecular function: zinc ion binding; GTP binding; GTP cyclohydrolase I activity. Lineage: Eukaryota; Fungi; Ascomycota; Pichiomycetes; Pichiales; Pichiaceae. Gene Ontology annotation, biological process: tetrahydrofolate biosynthetic process; tetrahydrobiopterin biosynthetic process. Bases 1 to 804 code for a protein of 267 amino acids. The record is from RefSeq and is a predicted model, not a curated record. The transcript is spliced from 2 exons.